AUUGCGUAUUCGCUCCACCUGAUUUUCUUCUUCCCGACCCGUGUGGUUCACCCGGUGUAUAUAUAGCACCAAGAACCUCGACUGAGGCAUCCCACCCGCAACUCUCAUCGCACUCACGACAACAAGUUGCGGUCAUCAUGGGCUUCGUAGAAAGCUUGAAGAAAGCGGGGAAGAAGGUUAUUGGCUACCCCGAGCGGCCCGUGCCUGUGGUGUCGUCGAUGGACUUUGUUCGAGGGCUAAGCAAGAACCCGAAACAAGACGCAAUCAACUACCUGCGCAACCUUUUCCCCUUCUUGCAAUGGAUAACGCGGUACAACCUCGGCUGGCUCACGGGCGACGUCAUUGCCGGUAUCACCGUCGGCCUCGUCCUCGUACCCCAGGGCAUGUCAUACGCACAGAUCGCCACUCUUCCGGUUCAAUACGGCCUGUAUUCAUCUUUCGUCGGCGUCUUCGUCUACUGCUUCUUCGCAACCUCAAAAGACGUCAGUAUUGGUCCCGUCGCUGUUAUGUCACUCGAGACUGCAACCAUCAUCUCGCAUGUCCAGGCAGCAUAUGGCAACAGGUGGAGCAAUAACGAGAUUGCAACCACACUAGCAUUCAUGUCCGGAUUUAUCGUCCUGGGUAUCGGCUUGUUGAGACUUGGAUGGCUCGUCGAAUUCAUUCCCGCCCCGGCGGUGUCUGGGUUCAUGACCGGCUCAGCGCUGAAUAUCGCAGCCGGCCAGCUUCCCCAGCUCUUUGGUGUGCAGAACUACUUCGACACCCGCGCUGCCACAUACCAGGUCGUCAUCAACACGCUCAAGUACCUGCACCUCUCAACUCUGGACGCCGCAUGGGGUGUUCCCGCUCUCGCCUUCCUUUACUUCACACGGUGGCUCCUGAAGCACCUUGCCGAACGCCACCCUCGUGUCCGCCGGGCGGCUUUCUUCAUGACCAACCUGCGCAACGGUUUCGUCGUGAUCAUCCUCACUCUUGCUGCGUGGCUGUACUGCCGUACGCGAUUGUCCAAGUCUGGGAAAUACCCCAUCUCCAUCCUCCUCACCGUCCCUCGCGGGUUCCAGAAUGUCGGCCAACCGCACAUCGACCCGGCCCUGCUCUCAGCCCUCGGCUCCGAGCUCCCAGUGGCGACCAUUAUACUCCUCCUCGAACACAUCGCCAUCGCCAAGUCUUUCGGUCGCGUAAAUGGGUAUAAGAUCAACCCUAACCAAGAGCUCAUUGCCAUCGGCGUGACGAACACCGUUGGAAGCUGCUUCAACGCAUAUCCUUCUACGGGUUCCUUCUCCCGCUCCGCCCUGAAAGCCAAGUCUGGCGUGCGCACCCCUGCUGCCGGUUGGUUCACAGGGAUCGUUGUUAUUGUCGCCCUCUACGGCCUCACAGACGCCUUUUUCUGGAUCCCCAAAGCGGCACUCUCAGCAGUCAUCAUCCACGCCGUCAUGGACCUCGUGGCCAACCCACAGCAGGUCUUCCAGUUCUGGCGCGUCUCCCCUCUCGAAUUCUUUAUCUGGGCCGCUGCCGUCCUGGUCACGGUCUUCAGCUCAAUCGAGAACGGUAUCUAUACUGCCAUUGCCGCCUCUGCUGCUCUCCUGCUUGUGCGCAUCGCUCGCCCACGUGGACAUUUCCUCGGGAGAGUGACCGUGCGUGCGGACCCCUUCGCCACGCCGGAAGCGAGCAUUGCAAAUGGGAAAGAAAGCUCAGCACCUGGAAUCGUUCGGGAGGUCUGGGUUCCCAUAGAUCGUGAAAGCCACAUCAUGAAUCCCACCCUGAAAGUCGAGCCCCCGCCGCCAGGCAUCAUUAUCUUCCGGUUCGAGGAGAGCUUUACCUACCCAAAUAGCUCGCGCAUCAACAGCAUCAUCGUUGACCAUGCGAAGGAGACUACCCGCAGAGGACUCGACCAAGCAAAUAUUCGUUUGGCUGAUAGGCCGUGGAACGACCCUGGACCGAGGAGGGGCGAGCCCGACCCUGCAGUACUUGACGCCAAGAAGCCGCUGCUUAAGGCGGUGGUGCUCGAUUUCUCUGCCGUAUCCCAGAUAGACACAACCGCUGUGCAGAGCCUUGUCGACCUCCGACGUGAGCUCGAGCACUGGGUCGAUGCUCCGGUGGAGUUCCACUUCGCUGGCAUCCUCUCUCCAUGGAUUAGGCGCGCUCUUAUCGCAGGCGGGUUCGGUACUGGAACACCGGGGAGGAGUCUGCCGAUUGAAAUUGCCCCCGUUGUCCCACCGUCAGACGACCGUGCAUGGGGCCCUGGAGAUGAGUUUCCCGCUCGGCAGGGUGGUCACCGUGAAGACCUCGAGGCUCUGGCAACAGAUGCGGAUAGCGGGUUGGAGAAGGAUCCGAACGCGCUCGCCGGUGCGAGCACAACAGACUUUGAAGCACCCAUCGUCAGCACCAUGACGCCGUUCUUCCACUUUGAUCUGAGCACGGCGGUGAGGAGCGUGCAGGGACAUUCAUUGCCUGAACCCCCGGAAGUAAUUGGUGAGGGUGCUUCAGCCAAUUAGGCGCUAGUGGACGUGAAAAUUGGGUAAUGAAGGGAUUAUUAUAUUGUAAUGGUAGACCACUCCAUGAC
This is a messenger RNA of Dacryopinax primogenitus, 2560 nucleotides long. RefSeq names its product high affinity sulfate permease. The record is from RefSeq and is a predicted model, not a curated record. The transcript has 3 exons. Gene Ontology annotation, molecular function: secondary active sulfate transmembrane transporter activity. Gene Ontology annotation, biological process: transmembrane transport. NCBI's taxonomy places the organism in Eukaryota, Fungi, Basidiomycota, Dacrymycetes, Dacrymycetales, Dacrymycetaceae. Bases 138 to 2492 code for a protein of 784 amino acids. Gene Ontology annotation, cellular component: membrane.